Periconia digitata is the source of this 332-nucleotide messenger RNA. The record is from the annotation of a GenBank genome assembly. Lineage: Eukaryota; Fungi; Ascomycota; Dothideomycetes; Pleosporales; Periconiaceae.
CUUGCUCCCCAUCCUUCGUACCUACCAAACUCCCUUGCUUUCACCGCCUUUCAUCCGCUGUUCGCUUGGCCCCGAUCGUACCCGAAACACGUGUCUGGAACCCUCUGAUCAUGGACACAUCUGAGGCCGUCGCGUUGGGCAUGCCUCCACUCGGCCACCUUAUUGGCUGCACCCCAUCCCACCCGUUUACGUCUACUGCUGCACAUCCACUACCACACUCCUUGGCUGCUCAAGCCUUUGCCGAAGAGCGGCGACCAACGUUAACCAGACCUGCAUCGGAACGAGAUAUAUUACUUUGUCAUAUCCCAUCUACAGCCUUGCUCGUUGCUUAG